Molecule: messenger RNA, 462 nt
Organism: Pipistrellus nathusii (Nathusius's pipistrelle)
Lineage: Eukaryota; Metazoa; Chordata; Mammalia; Chiroptera; Vespertilionidae
Source: the annotation of a GenBank genome assembly
AUGCCCAGGGAAGACAGGGCGACCUGGAAGUCCAACUACUUCCUUAAGAUCAUCCUACUCCUGGAUGAUUAUCCAAAAUGCUUCAUUGUGGGAGCAGACGACGUGGGCUCCAAGCAGAUGCAGCAGAUCCGCAUGUCCCUCUGCGGGAAGGCGGUGGUGCUGAUGGGCAAGAACACCAUGAUGCGCAAGGCCAUCCGAGGACACCUGAGGAACAACCCCGCCCUGGAGAAACUGCUGCCUCACAUCCGGGGAACGUGGGCUUUGUGUUCACCAAGGAGGACCUCACUGAUCAGGGACAUGCUGCUGGCCAACAAGGUGCCAGCUGCUGCCCGUGCUGGUGCCACUGCCCCGUGUGAAGUCACUGUGCCAGCCCAGAACACUGGUCUGGGCCAGAGAAGACCUCCUUCUUCCAGGCUUUGGGCAUCACCACUAAAAUCUCCAGGGGCACCAUUGAAAUCCUGA